GCAUGGUUCCUGCAGGAGCUGCCGCCGGCAGGACCGGAAGCGGCGCCACCGAGGACCAAGAGGCCGAGCAGAACAAGACGAACCUCCUCCAGCAGCGAGACACCUACUACGCCACCGUCAGGAAGCCCCAGCCAGUACCUGCUACUCUUGAGAGAAUAUCAGAAUACUCCGAGGACAUCUACCCGUACGCGACCUUCCAGCUGAGCGAAGGGCGUGGAGGGCAAGACGAAACCGUCACCAACAAAUUCCAGACAUUUGUAUUCCAAGAUUCUCGUUACGGCGUCACCGAAGGCCAUCCUCCGACUUCGCCCAGUCGACCCACGCCCAAAAAGAGCCACGGGCGUAGCGGCAGUCGCGGGCGCGGUGCGGGCGGUCCCCGGAGUGAAAGUGAAGAGUAUGACUCCCUGCAGUCAGAUACGGACACUGAGCAUGCCACGUCCUCGCGCACGGAGUCCUCCAUCCACCUGGACUCCGCCACCCUCGAGAGCCACCACACGGCGCUCCACCUGCCCCUUGACCCCCACCUGGCCACGCUCGAGCCGCGCCCAGACGCCCAGGCCGCCCACGCCGCACGCAGGCCGGCUUCCAGGACCGUCCACCACAACCUGAUUUACCAUGCGCCCGAGUCCAGCACGUCAACGGAGCCCUCGCCCAUCCUGGAACGGAAAUCCUUCCCCCGCAAGAGUGAUGGGAACAAGCUGGGUCGCGGCGGGGCCUUCCAGGGGCGCGGCCUCAGCAAGAUGGUGGCCAGCAUCAGGGGCGGCACCCAGGAGACCUCACUCUCCUUCCCCAAGGCCGGCCACGCCUCCGACUCCAAGAGCUCGGACGACGGCAAGUACGGCUUCGCGCGGCAAAUCACUCCGCCCGUAGGAUUCUCCAGCAGCCACAACGAGCUCUCGGAGGCGGAGUGCGACCUGGAGAUGAGGCGGAGGAACAAAGAGGCCGAGGCCGCCUCCGCUGCGUACGUGGGGCACUCCAGGUCGCAGUUCAGGUCCUACGUGUCCGGCAAGGAGAAGGACUACAGCAUCAAGGUCUAAAAAGGUAUACAAACCUUAAGUUAGAUUCCAAAAUGUUGGCAAAUUAUAUUAGUCGGUAUUAAACAGAGAGUCUGAAGGUGUAAUACGUCCAUUAAGAUUGCACCAAUAUCUACACUUCGAGGUCCCUCUGACAUUUAAACUAUCCAUAAGUCUCUAAUUAGAUGGAAUACAUUCGUUGUGCCCAAGAAGGAUUCAGAGUGUGCUGUGCUUGCUUAUAGAAGGGUGGGUACGAAAAGAAUAAGAAGUGAAUGCAUUAACUAGAUUAAAAAGCAAAAAAAUAUAUACAUAUAUAUUUAUAGAAAGAGACUAAAACAGUUUCUUGUACAGAUAUGAAAAUAUAUUGCCAAAGUAUGUGUGUGUGGUCGACAAGGCAGUGUGUGUAUUUGUACAGUGUUGCCAGAUGUUCUCUUCCAAACACUGUUCAGUAUUAAUAUCGUUAUGUGUUAAAGAGCAGGAAGUAUGAAGGAAAUGAAACGGGUGUGUACUGUAAGAUCACUGGAGAUCGUGCGUGUGUUUCAGUGUCAGAUUCUGUAAGAAAGAAACCAGUGGUUCACUGAAAUGUGAAAAUCUUUAUGGAAAUUGUUGUCUAUUUUUCCUCAAAUUAGACAGUUUAUCGAAAGGCAUUAUGAAAAUACUCAGAUGUUUGUAUAAUUCUCUAAGGAUACUAUUUCUGCGUUGGUGAUUUAAAGAUUACGUGUAGUUCUAAGAAGUAAUGUGUAUGGUAUAAAUAUUCUUGUAAAUAAUAAAAUCUUUUCUUCAGUGUGCCAUUUUGCAGUGUAUAAAUUACAGAAUGAAAAACCUACUGUCUGUUAUUUCAGUGUCGUUCAAACGUCAAGUUUUCUAUAAGAGUAAGUGUGCAAAAUGAAAAACUUAUUUUAAUUUUGUUCUUCCAAAAAAAGUUGUGCAAGAAUUGUUGAUUUUUAUUCAAACGAUCAUUUCUUCUUUGUGAGGACUGACUGUAGAUAGUAAAUAUUAUACUUACUCGUUCUGUGUCUGAAUGUUGGGACUGUGAAAUUGACCGAAUACUUUACAAACAGGAUUUCUACAUUUCUACAGUCUAUGAUAAACUUGUAACAUGUAACAUUGUUGUCAACCAUUAUAUCUUUCCAUUAGGAUAUUUCUUGUAUGGCUUUACAAAAAUGUACACUAACAUCCUGUCUUCUACGUCAAUGUAUUAUUUUACAGGAAGUCUUCUUUAUGAUAAACACACAUUUUAUUUCUUUUAAAUAAUUGGACAGAACUCAAGCCCCGCCCCCUUCCACCCACUGAAAGAUGGUGGGGGAAGUUCCGCAGACUUUCUUCAUGUGUAGUUGUUGUUCCCGUGAGAAGAUUUGAUGUAACAAAAUUUUACAGAAAAAAGAUGAUUGUUCUGUAUGUAGCAUUGGACUUUUAUAAUAAUAAAUAUAUUAAGUAAA
This is a messenger RNA of Penaeus monodon (black tiger shrimp), 2452 nucleotides long. RefSeq lists its product as uncharacterized. Lineage: Eukaryota; Metazoa; Arthropoda; Malacostraca; Decapoda; Penaeidae. The record is from RefSeq and is a predicted model, not a curated record.